CCGACCGAUUUUUCAACACAAUACGCGGUACGCGGAUGGGAUGCGCUACCGAAAUGAACAUCGUUCCCGGAUCGGACCGUUCCGCCAGCAAAGAACGACCCGCUCCGACCAAUCGGUGCGCCACCACUAUCGACACAGAGCAGCUCAAUUGUGCAGAACGCUGUCGCUCGGCUAUCGGAGGAAAAAAUGGUUUUUCUAGUGGUUAAAAGGUUUUAAGGUGCGCUAUUGAUGUAACCGACCCAAUGCACAACAGUAUGCAGAGGCUGGGCAGCAUAAUGUGCGAUGUGAACGGAAAUGUAUCGCACGACGAGUAGGUGAAUGGUGUCGACCGAAUGCUACAUCCGGUACGGUACUUUGAUGGAAGCAUCUUUUUAAAGAAAAUUGGAAACCGCGCGAGCUGAACUGAAACGGAAGCCAAAGUGUAGAGCGCGUUUAUCGCCGAACGACAAAAGGGGGAAAAAAGACGUAGCGGCCGUAGCGGGUGGUGGGAGCUUGGGAAGGCAACGGGAAGCAGCAGCAUCAAUCUCUCCCCCCCCCCCCCUGGUUUGGUGGACCCCGAAAAGGGUGGACAGAAAGGCCGGAGCGCAGUGAGCGCCCUUUUCUUCCGCCGUGGUGCGUGGUUAGUGCGCGUGCGUGCGUGAGUGCGUGCCGUGUGUGUGUGUGUUCGCGCGCCCUUGUUCCGUGUGCUCGCGAGUGUGUGUGCGUGCGUGCGCGCUGUUUUCCGUGUGCUGCUGCGCCGUGCGUGUGUGGCGCCAUUCCGACGUGCUUUCGCGAGCCGUGCCAGUGUAAGUGUGAGUGUGUGCGGGGAGGUUUUUUUUGGUGUGUGCUUUCUCGGUUGUUUGGAAACGGCAGAUAACGCCAACGCGAAGCGAACGGCGGCUGGCGGGCGGUGUGGAAGUGAAAGCGAAGGGUAUGCGCGCGCGUUUUUCUGCCGUACCGUGGCUUUGUGGUUUGCUUGCCGCGUUGCAUCCCUGCCUGGCGAUGCUGUGUGCGUGAGUGUAGUGUGUGUGUCUAUGCGUUUGUGUGUUUGUGCACACAUGUGCCUGCAAAAAGGGCUAACAGAGCAGAGCAGUAGCUGUAGCAGCGUGAAUGCACGUUUCCCGGGUGCACGUUUUGCGUACCAGCAGGGAAGGAAGAGCGGAGAAGUGUUCGAAUACUGUCGGCUGAGAAGCGCAAAGUGCUGUAACGCUGCUGCGUACGCUGCAGUGUGCCACCCAUGUGCCCGGGUGGUGAAGAAGGCGGAGGAGACGGAGCAAGCAGGAGACCGUGAGAAUUUGCUCGCGUAUCCUUUUUUGUUGUUUUAAGCCCCCGGCCCCGGGGAGGGAAGGGAAGCGUAGAGCGUAGUGGAAUCAUUUGGAAAGAAAGAACGCGCGACACCGUUGACGGACGGACGGUCAUUGCGAAGACGACCCCCGGUUGGAUUGUUGGGAGAGAAGAUAAACACAUACGAACAGAGAGACGUACGAAGCGAAAUAUUAAACACAAAAACACCGUGAAAAGAAAGCUCGAGACGAAGAUCUACAUCGAGUCCACCUCGUCUUGUAGUUCAAUUGCUAGUCUCAAUUUUGUGCAGCAUAGAUUGGAUAGCGCGCAACACGGUGUCGUCCUGCGCUACUCCGUUCCCAGCAAGCAUCGUGCCAUCGGUGGAACACAUCCACCACCAGCGUGAAAGCGUCCCAUCCCAAAAAAAAACCCAAAACGGCUCGUGAAUGAUGUCCGUGCAGCAGUACUGUCUACGGUGGAACAACCAUCAGCCGAACUUCAUCUCGGUCUUCUCGACGCUGCUGCACAAUGAGAGCCUGGUCGACGUUACGCUGGCCGCCGAGGGGCGGCAGCUGCAGGCGCACAAGGUCGUCCUGUCGGCCUGCAGCUCCUACUUUCAGUCACUGUUCACCGCCAAUCCCUGCCAGCACCCGAUCGUGAUACUGAAGGACGUGCAGUACAACGACCUGAAGACGAUGGUCGACUUCAUGUACUACGGCGAGGUGAACGUGUCGACCGAGCAGCUACCCCAGGUGCUCAAGACGGCCGAAAUGCUCAAAAUCAAAGGGCUGGCAGAGAUGCCGGACGCGUCCGCCGUGUGCAAGGCGGACCUCAGCAAGCUCGAUCCGUCCGAACUGAUACAGGCGGCGAACGUUAUACCCGGUGCAGCCGGCGAUGCGAUAUGGGGCAGUGCCGAAUCUCAGCAGCAAGCGCAGCAACAGCAGCAACAGCAGCAGCAACAACAGCAGCAGCAGCAACAGCAGCAGCAGCAGCAACAGCAGCAGCAGGCACAACAUCAGCAGCAGUACCAACACCAGCAGCAGCAGCAGCAGCAGCAGCAGCAACAACAGCUACACCAGCAAACCCAGCAGCUGCGACGAUCGCCUUCCCCCACGACCAAUAUGUCACCCGCGGCACGAAGGAAACGGUUACGGAAGACGUCAACCGGAUCCGGCUCCAUCUCCUCCGAGCGGCUGCAGCAGCAGCAGCAACAGCAGGCCGCUGCAGCAGCUGCUGCCGUUGCCGCCCAGCAGCAGGCGGCCGCCGUAGCAGCGGCCGCAGCAGCCGCCGCCGCCGCUCAGCAGCAGGCGGAGGAGCAGCAGCAGCAGCAACAGCAGCAGCAGCAGCACGGGGCCGGUGCGGACCCGAGCACAAUCAAUCUCGUGCCGCACCUACACAUCCAGCAGCAGGUGGACAACAUAUCGUACGGCACGGCGACGACGGGGCACGGUGCGCUAGCGCUGGGCGCAGCCGCCGCCGUUGCCGCAGCCGCGGCCGCCGCGGCCGGGAACAACAUCCGCAUCAUCAAGGAGAGCCCGAGCUCGGACGUCGACCAGCAGCAGCACGAGUCGUCGCAGGAGAGCGUGGACGAGACGGGCCACCACAUGCCGAGCAUUAUCAAAACGGAAGACCUUAGUGGGGUGGCGCAGACCAUACCGAUGGACAUCUCCACGACACCGACCGCUGUAAACAUAACGCAAUCGCAAUCACAACAUACCGUGGCUGACAUGGCACGAAUGGCGCUCGGACUAGUGCCCGGUCAAUCGUCCUCCUCAACGUCGAGCGGUGCGUCGGAAUCGAGCGUCGGCACCGGUAGCGCUGGCAGCAGCGAACAGUCGACCGCCACGUCCGGUGGCCAUAUCGUAAGUUCGGGCCCGAAGCGAGGCCGCCUACUGAUACGCCAGCAGCGCAUCAAGAAGGAGAGCGAUUCGUCGUCGGCCGGGCCGCAACCGUACGAACCGGACACACCGUCGGACGACAACAGCCCGACGGCACAGUACGGCCAUCAGAACCUGUUGACCGUGCCGUCGCACCAUCGGUUCGAGCGGCAGGUGUCCGAACCGAUCCUGCCACUGUCGUCGAUCGCGUCGUCGGGCCGCCAGAACUCGACCGAUCGGGCCCACGGCCAUCUGCUGUCCGUUCCCUCCAACACCACCACCACCACCACCCAGCAGGCGUACCUGGUGAAGCAACACUCGCACCCACUGCUGCCGAGUCAAACGUCGGGCGGAGGUCACGGCGCCACCGUUUCGUUCGAACCGCUGCAAACGUACACUCUGCAGCGGCAGCUCUCUCACCCUGGUACGGUGCAACGGGGCAGCUCGACACCGCUGACGCUGGUUACGAGUAGCAGCGGCUCGACGCACUACCUCACCCCUUCCUCCUCGCUCAAGACGGACUCGGACGAGGAGGGUGGCAGUGUUCCGGCCACACCGAUAACGGCAAUUCCGACGAUUCAGCUACAGUCGAGUGUGGAUCGGACAGGACCCAGCCCAACGGUUGUUAUUGUACCGGCCGAACCCGUGCAGACAACUGCUACCACAAGCAGCAGCAGCAGCAGUGGCAAUGUAAGCGAACAGUCGUCGUCAAAUACGCCGACCACCAUCACGUCCGCACCGACGAGUACCAUCCGUGUGAAAGGUGAAGAGCUAUCCCGGUCAAUAUCAACACCAUUGACCUCAUCCCGCUCAACCGACAUCCCGGGGCUGGAUAAUCCCCGCUCCAGCCACUGUCCGGUGGUACGCGAAGGGCCCGCCCUUGGUUGCAACUUCUGCUGGAACACGAUCGACGCGCACGGACGGAUCUUGCGCCGCAAAACCAAGUACCACUGUCCGGAGUGUCAGACGAAUCUGUGCAUUGUGCCCUGCUUCCAGGAGUAUCACGAGCGCCAGUCGGCAGAGAAUCCUACCCCAACGAACGACAGCGGUGGCGGUGGCACAAAAUCAGGCCUGCGGCACUACGCCAAAUCGGGUUCGAUGUAAGCCAGACCGAAAGAAGCUAGGAGAAACAGAGAUUUGGAUUUGAAUUUGAACUAUUUGGUACAAACGGAGAAGGUGGGUGACCAAACAAGGGGUGUAGGUACACGAUCGCUCGCCUACGCGUGGGCUCAGAUCGAUCGUACCCGUGUAUUGGAUUUUUGGUGCAAACGCGUUGACAAAAUGCUUUGCCAUGUUUUUAGGAUUUUAGGACGUUUUUGCCGUACUUUCCUUCCACCGUUUGGGUUGGCAGAAGAUGGUGAAAAGCAAAACGAGAAAAACAGCGCGCGACUCAAAACAAGAGCGCUCCUUUGUGUAAUUGGUGUAAUUGGUAGGAUGUUAACGUGUUUUCUGUUUCUUUGUUUGGAUGUUUGAUGUAUUGUUGAAUGAAUAGGGACGAUCACUUCCGAUCACUUUAUGGACACAAACAUCCCAACGAACGGUAUCAAUUGAUGUAAAAAAAAACACGUAGGAUUUAAUUCUAAGGCGAAUAGGUACAUUGAAUAGGUUUGCUCACAGACAGUGAGGCACAAUUCCUCUGGAAUACGGGAUUUUACAGGGGAUCUGAGAGUCGUGGGACACUUUCUGGAUGCUUUCGUGAAGGAUUGGAAUUUUAUAGGUUAGGAAUUGGAUUAUACAGCACCCUUUUUGGGCAAAUCCAAUAGGAAUCCUAUAAGUCUGCCUAAAAUAGGAGCCAUAAAGUCUAAUUCCCUUCAUAUAAUGUUCACCUCCUAUUGGAAACAUAGAAUAAAAUGUCCUACAACUAUGAGAGCCUCUGAAAUCCCCUGUAUUAGGCAAACUGUGUUUCAGAGUGCAGUGAAGGUACUUUUUUCGACAUAUACGAGACAGCAUGUUUUUGGAAAGUUAAUGAAGAAAUGAAAAACUUACUCGCUUAUCGGUGUGUAUUUGUGUGUGAGUGUGUGUGUGCUGAGUGCGUGGUAUGUGUGCUUUAUACUCAAAAUCAUUGGUCAAGACACAGCCAGCCCAAGACAGCCAAUCGGGCAAAGAGACAUCUUUACCACAAGAGUUACCAUUUUGCGGUGGUUCAAAGAAGGUUUAGGGAAGCCGCCAAUGCAUAGCAAAUUGCUAAUGCUAAUGCUAAAGCAAAACAUCUACACAUUAGUAACAAAAAUGUAGUGGAAUGACUGUUUGUAGUAACAAAAAAAGUAGCAUUAAAUGUGCAUUCGUAUUCUGGUAUCCCUAGCGAAAUGUGAAGAGGAAAAUGUAUUUUUCCCAAGCCUUUGUUUUUGUGAUUGGCAACCUGCUAUUGGUGGCCAACAUCUACCCUUCAGGCCAUCCUGAGCUGUAGUUGUUCAUGUAGUUGAAUGACGUUCAGCCUUUUUAUGGUUUCAGUUUUUGGCACACGAAAUAUGGGGCAAAUGCUCUCUCACACACAUACACGGAAGAUUAGCUUCCACGCUGCAGCGUUUUAACGAUGUUCCAGUGAGGACAGUCAGAGCGAACUCCUUGAAAAGCCCAUAUAAAAAUACACAUAUAUAUACAUAUAAUAUAUCGUAUUCAUAUAUACACCUAUGCGCAGACAUAUGACUGCCGUCACAUUGUUGUACCAUGGAUAAGUCUAACUAUUUUUACCAUUUAAUAGAACGUACCUGAAAAAAAUUUGGAGAAUGCAUUGAUCCGUGAGUGUGUGUGUGUGUGUGUGUGUGUGUAUGAAUGUGUGCGUGUAGGAUGUAAUUUGCAUUAAAACGAAAUGAAACAGCUGACAAGGCGCGCUAUACCUUUACGUUUAAUCUACGCGUAUCAUUAAACUAUCACCGUGUACCGGGUUCAGGAGGAUUUAUGAAAUAAUUAAGGACGAGAAGUGAAGAAACCGCGUACAGUGGAGUGUUAGAAACAUUCUGUUCUCCUUCUCUGCUCCCAGCAAAUAGCGAGACGGUUUGGAUAUUUUUAUAAGCGAUAUUUAAACGAAAAUCAUACCACACACACAUGCAGCACAUGAGAGCAGCGAUGUGUCCUUGUUCAGACCGCAUGGAAACGCUUUUAGAAGGGAAAACAAGGGUGAAGAGAUUGAAGAAGAAGUCUUUGUUUUUAGAAGCAAGGGAAGUGUUUGCAGGGCACGGUUGAUUCGGUUCGGUUGAUUUUCAAACAUUUUCAUACCCACAAAAAAGGAGAUUAAUUUAGUAGAGCAGAAAGAGCGAGUUGCGAGGUGCAUGUUUUGUGUUAAGUUGGUGUAUGUGUUUGGUGUGGUUUGAACAGAACGUACAAAUUUUUCGUCCAUAUUACCGAGGUACCGGGAAAGAAAAUUCUGCUCAGAGCGGGCGCAUAUAUACACAUUCUUAGCACACAAGAGCAACCAUUAUCUACAGAGUGGGGGGAAGCAAAAACUGCAGGAGAAGUUAGUAAUGUAUACAUAUGAAUUACAAGUGAGAUGACAGUAGUAACGAACAUAUUGUGUAACGUGAAACAGGAGCUAAACAACCGAAAAGGAGAUGCUGUGUAGCAUGUAGAAAUUUAAACGAACUUGUUAGAAACGAACACACACACACACACACACACGUGCCGGUUGGCAAUUUGGUUUCCUCCAGCAUCCCGAUUAGUAUCACCCACGUCUCGUCGAACGUUGAUACAACUCGAGAGGUGAGAUUUGGACACAAUGAACCCACGAACGUUUUUGGUCAUGCGAACGAACACUGCUGAAUGAUAGAUGACCAAUAGUAGAAAUAUUAUCCCCCCCUCUUGUCCCUCUCCCAACAUACAAACUGAUGAUGUUGUUUUAAUCGUAGGAACUGAGCACUAAAAAAAAAAACAAACAACAAACCCUGGCAACAAUUGUGUACGCUAAAACCACAUGUUGUGAAACUAUAUUUUUGUACCGUUAAAUAUAGGAGAAAACAAAGAAACAAACUCUAUCUGUUAUUAAAAACGUUGCACGAUCGUUGGCGAUCCAAGGAGAAAUUGGGGUGUGAUCACGAUUUGUUGUAAACAAACACUAAAAAUCGCAUAAAAAUAGGGAUUUUUGUGUUGUUUAGGGGACAGGAAAACACACACAAAAACCCUCGUAAACACUACAAGUGAAAACACAAAUUCGCCAAUGCAACACGAGUUUUAGUAACUGCAGCAAACAAAGUAGAGAUCGCAGCAAGCGAUCAUUCAAUUCAAUUCGGAGAGUUCGAUUGGAGAAAAGCGACGAACGUGUACCAUUCGAUGAUAUGCAUAUGUGUGUUUUUGUGUGCGCGUGUGCGAGUGUGUAUGUGUGCGUGUAUUGAUGUAGCCGGCCAAAACGAAGGGAAAUGGGGUUGUGUUGUGACCUUUCCCCUUUUUUGGAUACGAUACGAUCGUGGACGUGGCUUACUACGGUGGAUGUAAUAAAUCCGAUUAAAACCAAAAAAAUGCGAAAAAUGCACAACAGAGAGUGGAUAGUGAAUGGAGUGUGUUUUAUUGCUUAACGAGAAUACAAACUACUACAAACAAACACGCACAACAAAUAGUCUUUCGCCCAGCUUUAGUUUGCUACCAACUUACGAGGAAGCUUGCAUUUUAUUUACAGCAUUUAUGACGCAUUAUUAUCAUUUUGUUUUGUGAGGCAUAUCAAUGUCCGUUUAACGUUAUUACAGUUUGUUUUUACUACAUUCAUGUUGUUGUUUUUUUUCUUAAAUCAGUGUUUCGUUUUUUUCGUCAAUCUGGCACUGUUUUACAGGAACAGGAGAGCUGGUAACAUCAAGCAAAAGAAAAUUUUGGAUAAUUUUUAUAAAAACAGGCUAUGAAGAGUUUCUGGCAUUAAAAGUCUUAAUAUAUAAACAGGAUACAGAGACAGAAAGAGAACUGCUACGCUACGAGUGCAUAGCACAAAACAGUACACAAAAAACACAGAUAACAUAUGUUUUUAAUUAACUAAACUAAUCGAUAAAGGGCACAAACACAACAGCGGAAGGUUAAACGGAAACAAACCCCUUUUCUAAAAUUACUAAACUUCUAACAGGUUGCACACAACAGUAGACAGCUGCUUAGGCUGAAGCAGCUGGCGCUACCUCUGAAACUGGUGGCCUGUCGUUAUGUCGUCGUCAGUAUCUCAUGUCGUUUCGGUAGUGUCUUUUCGCAAAUUUUGUUGUUCGCACUGUCGUGCGCCCACACACACACACACACACUAAACACUCGGGAUGUGAUGCAGCACGCUUUUGCAUAAACACACAUACACACUUACACACGCGUGCUUUUGGCAAAAGAGGGACACACAUCCUCGAUCGUGCGGUGCGACACGUGCGAUGGAACCCAGUGGAACCGAGUAAAGUAUAUCGUGAGCCGUGUAUUUCUCUCCCUCUGAACGGUAAAACAUCCGCGACUCGCUGUGGGAUGCGCUUUCGUGCUUCUUCUUGUGGUACGACAACGUUACGUUGUGUUACGUUAACGUUACACGUUGAAUUUCUCCGAAACGGAACAAAAAUGCAUGCAUUGUGAGCAGGUCCGUGUCCAAUAGCACAGUUCGAUACGAUUUCGUGUCUUCAUCCUCUACACUACAUCUUAUUGCGGGAUUGAUUUAUGUUCUUUUUUUUUUGCUUCUAAGUUUCACAAUUUUUCUCUCUUUUUUACCAAAAAAGGAUACAAGUUUUGUUUUCAGCUACUUUAUCCUGCUUUUGUGUUUUAUGUUUGUUUUUCACCCCCGAAGGAAUUUGCUUUAACGUUAUGGGUUAUGUCGUCUUGUUCGUUAUUAUUUAUCAUCAUCUUCAUCAUCAUCAUGAUCACAGCGAAGAACAUGUUGUAAUUUAUCGAUCAAUUUGUUUAUUGCUCAUCUUUGGUCUGUUUUGUUUCUUCUUCUUCUCUUGUUCUGCUGCUUCAGCUCCUCUCCACAGUUUGCAUACGUUGCUUUGUUUUACCAUAACAAAAUUAAACCAUUUUAUCUCAUCUUCGCUUCUUGCUUAGUUCGGUGUCCGCUUUUCCGGGGCAGUUGUUCUGUGGAUCAUUGGAACGGCGGAGGUUGGUGAGAGAGGGAAGGAUACACA
This is a messenger RNA of Anopheles gambiae (African malaria mosquito), 9196 nucleotides long. Its product is annotated as copia protein. Gene Ontology annotation, cellular component: nucleus. Gene Ontology annotation, molecular function: DNA binding; zinc ion binding; protein binding. NCBI's taxonomy places the organism in Eukaryota, Metazoa, Arthropoda, Insecta, Diptera, Culicidae. Gene Ontology annotation, biological process: DNA integration; regulation of transcription by RNA polymerase II. The record is from RefSeq and is a predicted model, not a curated record. The coding region runs from base 1710 to 4244 and encodes 844 amino acids. The transcript has 7 exons.